Messenger RNA from Gloeophyllum trabeum ATCC 11539, 2133 nucleotides. RefSeq lists its product as uncharacterized. The coding region runs from base 1 to 2133 and encodes 710 amino acids. The record is from RefSeq and is a predicted model, not a curated record. The transcript has 10 exons. Lineage: Eukaryota; Fungi; Basidiomycota; Agaricomycetes; Gloeophyllales; Gloeophyllaceae.
AUGCACCCCGAGGCACCCGGCACGCGUUCAUUCGCCCGGCCUUCAACCUGUGCCACGCCCCACUGUGACUUCGACCGCUGGGAUUGGAACACCCUUGCACACCGCGAGAAUUGGCCGAAAGUUCAGGGUGCAAAACAUUCAGAAUACUCUACAUUGGCUGAUGCAUUAGUAGAACGGGUUGUGGGCAACUUGAAGAUCGAUGAGCAACAACAAACUAUCUAUAUACACGUCGAGCGCUUGCCUACCACUCUAUCUACCAGCAGCGUUACGGCUGCACCCUACUCGACACUGGCUGGUGCGCUGGGAGAGAGGGGGGAAGCGAAGAGACGUGAGGAUGCAUACCCAUCCACUGCCACAUACAUUGCCGCUACGUUAUCGACAUCCCCUGCGGAUGAUCACCGCACUACCUCACUUCCGCCCACGCAAUGGACGACAACGUACGACCUGCCAAUAGGGUCGACCUGUCGUGGAGGAUUGGAAGCGGCAGAGGUGUAUGCCACCCCCCAGUCCACGUACGCUAGCUUCUGCGACCCGACUGGGCCGCAGCCAUCAUCUACAGCCCAGCCAGGGGGAUAUGAACAGCCACAUGACGGGACCCGCACCGGGGCUGUAGAGCCGUUUGAGGCAUUUGAUACUCCUAUAUCAAUGGCAUUGCCUGACGACGGCAGCGGUAACAUAUUAUCAACGUUCUCUACUCCACAGAUCACGCCGGCUGAAGGGUGGGGAGAGGUACAAACCGGAGAAUCGCUGGCUUAUCCAUGCCUGGAGAUCGAUAAUCAGGUCCACGGAAACCGGGGCAGCUUCGUACACAGCGAAGACAGAGCUGCCGCGUACCGAUACAACAUCGAUGCGCAGGAUACGCAAAACCUCGACCACGUCGCGUCCACACAUACGGGCCUCGGAGGCACAUGGUAUAAUGGAGUGGAUCAGCUAUACGUACCGGAGGCAGGACAAGCCCAGGACGAUAUCUCGUAUAUCUCUAUCAGGAAGUGGACAGGGCAGCCCACUACCUCGCUUCAACAGCCUUUAUACGAGGCCGAGGAGGUCCACGGAAACCGGGGCAGCUUCGUACACAGCGAAGACAGAGCUGCCGCGUACCGAUACAACAUCGAUGCGCAGGAUACGCAAAACCUCGACCACGUCGCGUCCACACAUACGGGCCUCGGAGGCACAUGGUAUAAUGGAGUGGAUCAGCUAUACGUACCGGAGGCAGGACAAGCCCAGGACGAUAUCUCGUAUAUCUCUAUCAGGAAGUGGACAGGGCAGCCCACUACCUCGCUUCAACAGCCUUUAUACGAGGCCGAGGAGUAUGCGACGGUGACCAAUCAAAGCCCAGUAUGGCCGGCACAGGGGAUAGGGUCUUUUAGCGAUACCCACGAGCCCUAUAACCAACUCCCGGAGUUCCAGGCAUCGACACCUGAAAUGAGUCAAUCGACGGCUCCCGGGAACACAUCCAAUGAACUCACCGAACAUUCGGAACAGCCAGCGACAGGGCCACAGGGGAGCACCUCAGCUCUCAGGCAGUCAGUUGCUGCACCAUCGUCAUGGGGUAAAUCCACUUCCCGUCGCCGACAGUAUGUCUUUCGCUUCUAUCGACCGCCGCAGUCGACGGCAGAGAGGGCAGCGUGGGUUGCGCCGCGCCAUGCCCCGGCGCCAAAACAACGGAAAAGACCGCGAAAGAUUGAAGGAAUUAUCUCGAUUGGCGUCAGAGACAGAGCCAUUCGAGAGCGCUGUGUAUUCAAAGGCGUGUCCGUCGAUGUGCUCGAUGGAGACAGCAUGGAGGGGUGGGGACGCCGCGACGACAUAAUGUUGCAAAGAGACGAAGGCGGAUACCAGCCUUGUCUUCUCAAACUCAAAUACCGACAACACGGACAGGCCAUACGCGUCAAUCUAAACGAAACCAACGAUACGAUCAGAGUCCGGGACUUGGCGCGGAUGAUUGCUCGACAUUUUGGGCGUUGGUGUAGAGAAAGCGAUGCCCAGAGGCGAGCUGUAUGCCAGCAACUAGGGCAUCCAUCCGACCAGUCUGGAGUGUGCGAGUGCGGCCGUGAACCGACGCCGAUGGAGAACAUUAUCUUGACGAGCAUAGAGCAGAGGGGGAACCACUUUACGGGAGUAUUCGUGGACCGGUGA